Nezara viridula (southern green stink bug) is the source of this 353-nucleotide messenger RNA. The record is from the annotation of a GenBank genome assembly. NCBI's taxonomy places the organism in Eukaryota, Metazoa, Arthropoda, Insecta, Hemiptera, Pentatomidae.
AUGGACCAUUCAAAGUCAUCGAUACAAAAAGGAGUUGAAAGAGACGUAAACAGCAAAAGAUGGCUGUGCUACAGAUCGUGUGACAUGCUCCACACAGCAUCUGUUAUUAGGAGCAUGCAUAUGGAUGAGGAUGGACUGAUGGGUUCUCCACAGCACCGCCUAGGGAGCGCUAAAGUAGAAUUGACUCUGGCGGAACUGAAGCAAUUUUCACGCUUUGGAUUUCCUUGUUCGAUUUAUGACGACUUCCGGUAUUUAUAGGUGCAGGAAUAUGGAUAUGAGAUUUAUGUAUCAUAAAACUUUACUUGUGCUACCCAUCCAUAAAGGAUUCGAACAAAAAGAACAAACGUAUUAUU